UCUUGACAAAAAAGAAAAUGUUCUAAAUAAAUUUCAAGUUAAGAAACACUUUUGAAAACUAAUAAAAUAAAAACCAAAAAAGAAAAACCUAAGAGAUGGUAGCUUCUCAUAUAAAAAGAAAACAUCUGCAUAAAAGUGAAAAACCCCUAAAAGACUAUUAUGAUGCAGUGCCAGUGUCACAGCCAGCAGUGUCAGCAGAAGCAGUUAAACAAUUGAAAACAAUGGAUUAUGCUGAAGCAAUUUUGGAUUAUAAUUUUACUAAAGUAAGCGAUAACGUAGAAGACAGUGGAAGUGGUAUUAAUAACAAAAGCAGCAACAACAACAACAGCAACAUUAACAUAAUGGAUAAUUUUAGUCAUAAUCUAUUCGAGUUGCAACCUUUUUUAGCCAACAGCAAUGGCAAUCUCAUUAAUGCGGUCAAUGAUUAUGGCAAUUCUACUGUAUCAGUGGAUAUAUAUGAUACAGUUUUUAGUCCCACUGCUUACUUAACGGAUGCUACCACAGCUGCCGCUGCAGCAGCUGUUACAGCAGCCAAUAAUAAUCGAGGUCUUUUAAUGGAUACACUUUUGGGUUCCGUUAUGACCACAGCCACUGCCACCGUUACAUUGUCUCCAACAACAACAUCAUCAUUAUCGGCUUCAGCGUUAACAACUUCAGUGUCAGCAUCUUUUGCAACUGCAUCGUCGCCCUCAUCAUCCUCCGCCACUGUUUUGAGUGGUUUACAGGAGAAUUUCUAUGAAACCACCGUUGUUGCUGUGAACAGCAUGAAGACAUCAUCAUCGACUGCGAACAAUGAAUCGGCCUAUUGGGAAUUGGAAACGGCUGAUUUUGAUUUUCUCUACAGACACUCGUUGGUAAUGACCAUUGUCUAUUGUAUUGCUUACGUGAUUGUAUUCCUGGUCGGUCUGGUGGGCAAUAGUUUUGUUAUUGCUGUUGUUCUGCGCAUGAGAAACAUGCGAACUGUUACCAAUUACUUCAUUGUCAAUUUAGCCAUUGCUGAUAUCUUGGUAAUAGUUUUCUGUUUGCCAGCAACAUUGAUGAGCAAUAUUUUUGUGCCAUGGAUGCUGGGCUGGCUAAUGUGCAAGACGGUUCCCUAUAUACAGGGUGUAUCGGUGGCAGCAUCUGUUUACAGUUUAAUAGCGGUAUCAUUAGACAGAUUCAUUGCCAUCUGGUGGCCCCUGCGUCAACUCUCAAAAAGUCGCGCCCGUUUUAUGAUACUCUGCAUAUGGAUUAUAGCCUUUGGUACCACCAUACCCUGGGCCCUUUAUUUUGAUUUAGUCCCUGCGGCCGAAGCCUUUCCCUCUGCUCCCGAUAUGUAUUUGUGUCAAGAGGUUUGGCCACCUGGUACCAGUGGUAAUUUGUAUUUUCUAUUGGCACAUCUGUUGGCCUGUUAUGUUCUGCCCAUGGUGUUGAUAACCUUGUGUUAUGUUUUAAUAUGGAUUAAAGUGUCAACGCGCUCUAUACCUGGCGAUACCAAGGAUGCCCAAAUGGACCGUAUGCAACAAAAGUCCAAAGUGAAGGUUAUAAAAAUGUUAGUGGCUGUGGUCAUAUUGUUUGUAUUAUCCUGGCUGCCGUUGUAUGUAAUAUUUGCACGAAUUAAAUUUGGUGGUGAGAUAUCCAUUGAGGAGAGUGAAAUCUUAAACAAGGUCACACCAUUUGCUCAGUGGCUGGGCUCGUCCAAUUCAUGCAUCAAUCCCAUAUUGUAUGCAUUCUUUAAUAAGAAAUAUAGACGAGGUUUUGCCGCCAUAAUCAAAUCACGCUCCUGUUGCGGCCGUUUGAGGUAUUAUGACAAUGUUGCCAUUGCCUCUUCCACCACCAGUACCAGCCGUCGCAAAUCCUCUCAUUAUCAACAUGGCUCCCGAAAAAGCCCCAGCAGCCCCGGCUUACGUAAAACCAAUGCCGUCUCUUAUAUUUACGAGCACAACUCUUUACGCCGCCACAAUUUAAUGUGCAAACAGGACAGCAAUUUAUCACAACAGAUGCUAUUGAAACAGGAUUCUCAUGGUUCACGUCAAUAUCUGAUCAAACAGGAGAGUGCCUCUAGUGAUGGCUCACGUCGUCUAUUGUGUCAGCAGGAUAGUAAUGGUUCAAAGGUGUCAUUGUCGAAACAGGAUUCUGUUGUAUCCUAUUAUUUGGAGAACAAACGUGCUGGUCACAAUCUUCAAGAUUCGUUUUCCACACAGGAUUCUAUAUCGGUAGAUUCGCGACGUAAUACCAUGACCCGUAGCAAUGAAAAUGGUUCACCAGUAGUGGGUGCUGCUGCAGGGCCAUCUUUGCUGGAGCAUAAACGCCAGAAGUUUGUGAAACAAGAUUCGGUUAUAUCGUUUGUUGAUCAAAGGCCAGAACCGCGUCGCCAUCAAUUAGUCAAACAGGAUUCGGUCAUAUCGUUUGCCGAUCAACGACGUAGUUUAUUAAAUAAACAAGACUCUAUUGUGGGAUGCUCCAGCCGGUCUGGAGAUGGCGCUGCUGGUCAUCAUGUAUCGAUCUUAAAGAAAACCGAUUCACAAUUAAGUAGCGGUAGUUUCACAUCACCACGUCGUAAUAUUGAAAUUUACGAAUAAAUUUAACGAGUGUUAUUUGGGGAUUUUUCGUAAUUUCAAAACAUUUGACAUAAAUUGAAAAGAAAAAUACUUAAAAACAAAAAAAGCACACAGUUAUGAGCACACAUAUCCUUAAAAACAGUCAGGCAAUGAAAAAAAAAACAAAAAUUAAAUUAAAUAUAAAAUAAACUAAGAAAAAAGUUAUUAAAGAAUAAAUUAAAGGAGG
Messenger RNA from Lucilia sericata (common green bottle fly), 2766 nucleotides. RefSeq names its product neuropeptide SIFamide receptor (gene SIFaR). Gene Ontology annotation, biological process: G protein-coupled receptor signaling pathway. Gene Ontology annotation, cellular component: membrane. The record is from RefSeq and is a predicted model, not a curated record. The coding region runs from base 96 to 2561 and encodes 821 amino acids. Gene Ontology annotation, molecular function: neuropeptide Y receptor activity; peptide binding. The transcript has 6 exons. Lineage: Eukaryota; Metazoa; Arthropoda; Insecta; Diptera; Calliphoridae.